CCAUUUUGUUGCCCGCUAUGGCGGCGGUGUAGAGGUUGGGCCCGGGAUGCGGCGCGUUUGACUGAGGGGGUAGGCCAGGCGGAGACAUCGGGGACAUCGUCGCGGCGCAGAAGAGGACCAGCCUGGACGCCGGGGACGCUGUCAUGUACGGCGCGACCGGAGGCCGCGCCAAAACCGAGAGGAAAAGCGGCGCGAAGGAGGAGGCCGGGCCGGGCGGUGCCGGCGGUGGGGGGAACCGAGUGGAGCUGCUGGUCUUCGGCUAUGCCUGCAAGCUAUUCCGAGACGACGAGCGGGCCUUGGCCCAGGAGCAGGGACAGCACCUCAUCCCCUGGAUGGGGGACCACAAGAUCCUCAUCGACAGAUAUGAUGGGCGCGGUCACCUGCAUGACCUUUCUGAGUGCGAUGCUGAGUAUUCCACAUGGAACAGAGAUUACCAGCUCUCUGAAGAGGAGGCACGAAUAGAGGCCCUGUGUGAUGAAGAGAGGUAUUUAGCCUUGCAUACGGACUUGCUUGAGGAAGAGGCAAGGCAAGAGGAAGAAUACAAGCGGUUGAGUGAAGCGCUGGCGGAGGACGGGAGCUAUAAUGCAGUGGGAUUCACUUACGGCAGUGAUUACUAUGACCCGUCCGAACCAACAGAGGAAGAGGAGCCUUCUAAACAGAGAGAAAAACACGAGGCUGAAAAUUUGGAGGAAAACGAGGAGCCUUUCAUUGCCCCUUUAGGACUGAACGUGCCGUCUGACGUGGAGCUGCCACCAACAGCCAAGAUGCAUGCCAUCAUUGAGCGCACGGCCAACUUCGUGUGCAAACAGGGUGCACAGUUUGAAAUAAUGCUGAAGGCCAAACAGGCCCGAAACUCUCAAUUUGACUUUCUACGCUUUGAUCACUACCUCAACCCCUACUACAAAUUCAUCCAGAAAGCUAUGAAAGAAGGACGGUAUACGGUACUGGCAGAAAACAAAAGUGAAGAGAAGAAGAAGUCGGGGGUCAGCUCUGACAAUGAAGAUGACGAUGACGAGGAGGGCGGAAGUUACCUGCACCCAUCCCUCUUCGCUUCCAGGAAGUGCAGCCGCCUGGAGGAGCUCAUGAAGCCUUUGAAGGUGGUGGACCCAGAUCACCCCCUUGCGGCCCUGGUCCGUAAAGCCCAGGCCGACAGCCCUGCCCCCACUGCACCCACGGCAGAUGGCACGGCCGUGCAGCCCUCCCAGGUGGAGUACACCACUGACUCAACAGUGGCAGCCAUGUACUACAGCUACUACAUGCUGCCCGAUGGCACCUACUGCCUGGCACCUCCCCCUCCAGGGGUUGACGUAGCCACUUACUACAGCACCCUGCCUGCCGGGGUGGCCGUGUCCGGCUCCGCUGGAGUGACAGCCACGGCCCCGCCCCCUCCAGGGACCACGCCACCGCCCCCCCCAAGCACAGCAGAGACGAGUAGUGGGGUGACCUCCACCACCAUCACCACAAGUGCACUUGCUUCCGUGGCCGCCAUCAUCCCCCCGCCCCCCGACAUUCAACCUGUGAUUGACAAGCUGGCAGAGUACGUGGCCAGGAACGGCCUUAAGUUUGAGACCAGCGUUCGUGCCAAGAAUGAUCAGAGGUUUGAGUUCCUGCAGCCGUGGCACCAGUAUAAUGCCUAUUAUGAGUUUAAGAAGCAGUUCUUCCUCCAGAAAGAAGGGGGCGAAAGCGCACAGGCUGUGUCAGCGCCGGAAGAGGCUCCUGCAGAGUCUGCUCCUGAAAAGCCGAGUGACGUUGGGGAGGAUAGUGCGUCUGAAGACGUGGCCGACGCAGGGGGCAGAGGUGGCUCCUCGGGGAAGAAGGAGGCGUCGUGCAGCAAAGCCGUCCCCGACGGGAAGCUGGUGAAAGCUUCAUUUGCUCCAAUAAGCUUUGCAAUCAAGGCCAAAGAAAAUGAUCUACUUCCCCUGGAAAAAAAUCGUGUUAAGCUAGAUGAUGACAGUGAUGAUGAUGAAGAAAGCAAAGAAGGCCAAGAAAGUUCUAGUAGUGCUACAAACACUAACCCGGCAGUUGCCCCACCCUGUGUAGUUGUUGAGGAGAAGCGGCCUCAACUUACCCAGGAGGAACUAGAAGCAAAGCAAGCAAAGCAAAAGUUGGAGGACCGACUGGCAGCUGCUGCCAGGGAAAAGCUUGCCCAGGCGUCUAAGGAAUCAAAGGAGAAACAGCUUCAAGCAGAACGUAAAAGGAAAGCGGCUUUAUUUUUACAGACCUUAAAAAAUCCUCUGCCAGAAGCAGAAGUCGGGAAAGUGGAAGAAAAUCCUUUCAACGUAGAGGAAGCCAGUACUGUGUCCUGCCCUCUAAUGGCCGGAGGCAGACCUCUGCCCACUUUAGACAUUAAGCCUCCAGAAGGGCGCUCAAGCAAAAGCAAAGACCCGCCGAGAGAAGAAGAGAGAGAGAGGAAAAAGAAAAAGCACAAAAAACGGUCGCGAACAAGAUCACGCUCUCCCAAGUACCAUCCGUCAUCCAAGCCCAGGUCUAGAUCCCACUCGAAAGCAAAGCAUUGUCUCCCCAGUGCCUAUCGGACAGCACGGCGCUCGAGGUCCCGGUCCCGGUCCCCUCGGAGACGAGCGCACUCCCCCGAGAGACGGCGGGAGGACAGGAGUGUCCCGACCGCCUACCGAAUGAGUAACAGCCCUGGAGUCAGCAGGAAGCGGACCCGGUCCAGGCAUCUGACUUCAGGACGUCUGCCGAGAAGAAGCCCGCAUGAGAAGAAGAAGAGGCGCUCACGGUCGCGGGCCAAGUCCAAGGCCGGCUCCCAGCCAGCCUCCCCGAGCAAGCCGGCCGCGCGCCGGCACUCGGCCAGCACCUCUCCCGUGGGGAGUCGGGGCUCCAGCCAGGAGCGCUCCAGGGGAGUUUCUCAGGAAAAAGACGGUCAGAUCUCCUCAGCAAUUGUUUCUUCCGUGCAGAGCAAAAUCACUCAGGACCUCAUGGCCAAAGUAAGAGCGAUGCUCGCAGCUUCCAAAAACAUGCAGACCAGUGCCUCCUGAGAUUCGGCCGUGGGCGACCGGGCCUGGGGCCCCAGGAGCUGGCAGAGCAGAGAGCCCCGUCCUGCACGGACCAUCUCGCUGGGGCUCCUGCACGGUUGGCGGGUUUUGUAAAUUAAUUUUUGAUGACAUUUUAGGUUUAAGAUUUUUGACCAGCAGUCUCUUACCUGUAUAUUUGUAAAUAAUAUCCUGUUUCUGUGAAAAUGUAUUAUCAAAUAAAAUGGGAGGAAAACACCUUUUCUAGCUA
Messenger RNA from Physeter macrocephalus (sperm whale), 3243 nucleotides. It is a transcript of the gene SFSWAP, whose product is annotated as splicing factor SWAP. Gene Ontology annotation, biological process: mRNA 5'-splice site recognition; RNA processing. Bases 144 to 2999 code for a protein of 951 amino acids. The record is from RefSeq and is a predicted model, not a curated record. Gene Ontology annotation, molecular function: RNA binding. Lineage: Eukaryota; Metazoa; Chordata; Mammalia; Artiodactyla; Physeteridae. The transcript is spliced from 19 exons.